UUUCUUAUUGUUCUUUUCUGUUACAGUUGCUGUUCAUCCAAUUUCAGUCCAUGUUUCUGGUGGUCAAGGUUCUGCAGUUGGUAUACGAGUCUUUUAGAGCGCUUCUUUGGUUUUUCCGGGGAAAGAAUCGCAAAGCAUCCGUUAAUCGUCAUCUCUCUCUGUCUUGCCCUCGUUGCCAUAUUUUCCGUGGGUUUUGUCUGGUUCCAGGCAGAGAACAGAACGGUGAAACUCUUUAUUCCACAAAGCAGCCGAGCCAUUGACGAUUUAAAAAAAGCCGAUAAAUACUUCAGAGUAAAAGUUCGUCAAGAAAUCAUCCUUUUAGUGGCAUCUUCUGAUCAUCCCAAUGUUCUUUCCCCUGAUUGUCUGCGGCAGGCUUUCAAGGCACAUCGCGCGACUGGAGACUACUCUGAAUUCUGUGUCACCCUCUCAGGAGAGAAAGCUCGUACGGAAGACGACUGCAUGAUUAUUAACCCGCUGGAAUUUUUGAAGUAUAAUGACAGUAAUCUCAAGGGUAAAACCCUGGAACAGAUUCAAAAAGACAUAACCAAAGCGUACAACUCAAGCUCAUUGAUGCGGAAUGGCCGUACCUUCUCAUUCAACUUUAAACGCACUUUUGGCGGGGUCACUUGGCAAAAUGGAACCAUCACAGGGGCCAGAGCAUUGCAAAUGGUGUAUCUAAUGAAUGACCCGACUGACGAAGAAGAAAAUGAAAAAGUUCUCCAGUGGGAAAAGAUGUUCAUCGAGAAAAUAGAGGCGUUAGUGGGCGCUCUUCCCUGCUUUGAAGUCCAUUAUUCAAGCGAGAGAAGCCUAGACGACGCUAUUGCGGAAAGUAGUGGCUCUGACGUCAGCUUGGUGUCAAUCACUUUCACUGUCAUGAUCACAUUCGCCUGCUUUAUGCUCGGCAAGUUCCUCAAUCCGCUGACUGGUCACUCGUUGCUCGCUAACGCCGGAGUGUUUGCAGUGGCCCUUGGAAUACUAUCCGGGUUUGGUCUUGCCAUGUGGUGUCGCGUUCCUUUCGUCAGUAUGGUGGGCGUGUUACCUUUCUUAGUUCUCGGAAUUGGAAUCGAUGACAUGUUUAUCAUUGUGGAUGAGCUUGAUCGACAACCACGUGAUAUGUCAAUAACAGAAAAAGUUAAGGCUGUGAUGUCGCAUUCAGGGGCCACUAUUACCAUGACAACCAUGACUGAUCUGGUGGCUUUCGCAGUUAGUACUUCUACCUCUUUUCCAGCGAUAAGGUAAGUAGCAUUUCUUGGUUCAGCAUAAGGUAAUAAAUGAAUAGUAAAACAGUUAUAAGAUUCGUCUUUCGCAUGAUCUGAAGAAUUGUGCAGAUCCCAGAGGAUGUUAUCCAUCUCGGCCGCAUAAUUCUUCAUAUCAAGCUCAGCCUCAGCCAAUAAUUGCUAGUUAACUAGAGUGUUAAAUUUAGCGGCCGCUUUUUUUGGUACACGGUUGUGAGAGUAUUAUUAUUUUUUGUCAGGUAUUUCUGUAUCUAUGCGGCUUUGACAGUGACCUUCUCCUACGUAAUGAUCAUAACGUUUUUCGUGGCCAUCAUGACAUACGACGUAAAGAGAAUAAAAUCUGGUCGACGAGACUUGUUACCAUUCUGCCAUGCCCAUCCGCCGAAGGACGGUGCGCCAGCCUGGGACGAGCCAAUACCUCAGUUAUCGAAUCGCGCUAUGGAGGCCUGGGGCAGAUUUCUUACCAAUCCAGUGACAAAGAUGGUUGUUGUCGUUUUAUCGCUAGGCUUACUUGGCGCUGGAAUAUACGGAGUUACUAAAGUAGAUGAAAAAUUUGACAGAAGGAUCUUGGCAAAGGAUGAUUCGUACUUGAGACGAUUUUUGACUGCUGAAGAAAAAAAUUUCGAACUGUCCGUUGAGGUCAGCAUUGUAGAAACUGGAAAAAUAAGUUAUGAGAAAUCGUCUUUACAGGAAGCUAUCAAAAACCUAACAAACAUUGUCAACAGCAACGAACAUUACUUUGACCGUACUCUAUCGUGGAUGGACCAUUUCUCAAAGUUUGCUAACAUGUCUAACAUCAGCACUACAGGACCAGCAUUUUUGCCUGGGUUGAAAGCCUUCCUCAGACAGCCAGAGUUUUCAUUUUUCCGUCAAGAUUUGAAGUUUUCCCCUGAUAACUCUACACUAGAAGCUUCGCGCAUUCUCGGUUUCAUGAAAAGCAACGGCGAGUCUACAUUCCAAAAAAAUGCUAUGCAAACCCUUCGCGACGAUCUUGAAACCAAGUCCGAACUCGGAGUCUUCCCUAUUACACGAGCGUUUAUUUUCUUUGAGCAGUAUGCGAUCACAUCACGUGAAACUAUACGGAACCUCAUAAUCGCUGCUGUAGCAGUCUUUGUCAUCACCAGUCCCUUUUUGGUAGAUUGCACAGUGGCAAUUCUCGUGUUGUUCAAUUUCGCCGCCUUGAUAUGCGAGCUGUUUGGAUUAAUGGUUAUUUGGGAUGUGUCGCUCAACGCUGUGUCCAUGAUAAAUCUUGUUAUGGCUAUUGGCUUUGCAGUUGACUACAGCGCACACAUUGCCCAUGCGUACGUGAUGUCCAAAAAGUUGUCAGCAAAUGACCGAGUGGUGGAUGCUCUGAAAACUCUGGGUGCUAGUGUACUCAUGGGAGGUAAGUGAAAAUGAUUAAUCAUACAAAGAAUAUUAAAUUCUGAGAGUCAGAUUGGAGGCUACCUGACUAUACAACUAACUACUGCAUUACUGCACUUUCCUGCGUAUUAAUUUGCUGAAAAUGUCCUGCGGAAAACCCUGGAAAUGGCAUUUCCGAGAAUCUAAAUUUAAGAAUUUUCUGAGGGCAUGCUCCCCAGACCCCCCUAGGUUGUGUCGCCUUCGGCGCUACAACUUUUCCUCCCAGUGUGCGCCCACCUUCAAAAUCUCACGCUACGCCCAUGACUAAAAUACUUUUAACAAUACUCCAGAACAUAGAGUUUCAAGGACAGUUAUCGUUUCAUUGCAACCUAACUUGUGAUCUUGUUCUAAUUCUUAUUCUAAUCAUAUAAUCUGCAAAGGGUAUAUCCCGUCACGGCAGAUGGGCAUAUCCCAUCAAGGCAAAUUAAUUUAGGCCAUUUAGGCCUAAAUUAAUUUGAAAUUAAAAGGAUUCAAUUCUAAUCGUAAUUAUCUUAUGGAAAAUCAAGCAGUUGACAAGUAUUUAAAGAACGACCACGGUCUAGAAACCAGAGACGACCUAAGCGGCAACUUCUCCUUACUAAAGAAGUGAAAUGGAAAACUAGACUGUCUGAUUUAUGAAGUGCUUUUUAUUCAGGAGAAUAAACCAAGGUUAAACACACAAUCAGAUUCCAUUCGGGCAAAAUUGUUUAACAUAUUUUCAGCAUUUUCAUUUACACGUUCAAACAUGUCACUUUUGUUCUCCAGGUUGGUUAUGUCGCUACAAACUGCAUACAUGUAUGUUUUUGUUUCAGUUUCUUGUUUUUUCUUCAGGUUUCAGUACCUUCCUUGGAAUGAUCGUACUUGCAUUUGCUGCAUCCGAGAUAUUCCGAAUCUUUUUCCGAAUGUUCCUUGGAAUCGUUGGUUUUGGCCUUAUUCACGGUCUGUGCAUUUUGCCUGUUUAUAUGUCUUUGCUGUGUUGGGGGCCGACUGUUACCAGAUCUCCCUCAGUGAGAGCGAGCGCGGAACGACUUAGUAGCGGAAGCCAGAAAGAUGAGACUAGCCAA
Molecule: messenger RNA, 3679 nt
Organism: Porites evermanni
Lineage: Eukaryota; Metazoa; Cnidaria; Anthozoa; Scleractinia; Poritidae
Source: the annotation of a GenBank genome assembly